AUGGACGAUCUCAUUGUCGUUCGUUGCAAUAGAGACGUGAGCAAGUCAUCACUUAUCUCGCAUGUCACACGGACGAGUUCUGCGUAUUUUGAGACAGACGGCGUCGAGCGCGGGGAAAGGUCUCUCGGGGACCCUGGAGCUCUCGCUGAUUCUGAGGUCUGGGUGCUCACGGACAACGGCCAGAUGUUGAAAGUUGCGGACGUUAAUCAAGUCCUACCGGUCAAACUCAUUGAAACGGCGAGUGGGUACGUCGUGUAUUCGCUUUUACUGUAUGGUCUUGCCUACUCACGACCCCAGGGAACGUACCAGGACUGAGUGCGAGCUAAGUGAAGAGAACGUGGCGCCGGUGGAGGUAAGCUGAUUUAAAACACGAAUGUCCCUCAAAUCAUUGGAAAUAUAGAUGGACGUGCUGCGCUUAGCUACUUGCAGCGCGACAAGUGCCACCGUCCAAACGGAAUACGUGGCAGAGCUGCUGUGAGACUGGCCAAGAUUUGCCUAUCCCUGUUAGCAUUGGAGUACCAAGCUAGUAGCGUAUGUAUGUAUGUAUGUAUGUAUGUAUGUAUGCAUGUAUGUAGGCGUGUAUGCAUGUGUGUUAUCGGUGUGAAUCUAUGUACGCGCAUCGUUUAAUAGACCGUUGCACGUCGUAUUUGUAAUUUGUAACU
Molecule: messenger RNA, 662 nt
Organism: Ostreococcus lucimarinus CCE9901
Lineage: Eukaryota; Viridiplantae; Chlorophyta; Mamiellophyceae; Mamiellales; Bathycoccaceae
Exons: 1
Coding region: 1-315 (104 amino acids)
Source: RefSeq, a predicted model, not a curated record